AUGACUUCGGAAAGUCCAGCUGCUCCCAAAAGGCUGUUGAUUUUUGGAGCAACGGGUUUGAUAGGGACGUAUAUCGUGAAUGCGAUCGUCCAGAACAAAGCCCACUUCGAUCGCAUCGCCAUCUUCACCUCCCCAUCGACCGUGGAGUCCAAGGCAGAUCAGAUUGAGUCUCUGAAGAAAGAGGGAGUCGAGGUCGUCGUCGGUGAUAUUACCAACGCAGACGAUGUAGUCAAGGCGUAUCAAGGCAUCGACACUGUCAUUUCAGCUGUCGGUAGAAAUGUGAUUGGGAAUCAGGUCGAACUUGUCAAGCUCGCAGACCAGAGUCCAUCGGUUCGAAGGUUCUUCCCGUCCGAAUAUGGGACAGACAUCGAGUAUGGACCACAAUCGGCCACCGAGAAGCCACAUCAGCUCAAGUUGAAGGUCCGAGCUGCAUUACGAGAAUGCAAGAACCUCGACCAUACCUACGUCGUGACAGGGCCGUACGCGGAGUUCUUCCUUUCUCAUAACCCCAGCUUCACGGAGGCGGGAACAUUCGACGUCAAGAACAGGACGGCCAAACUGAUUGGGGAUGAAAACGUCAAGAUCAGCUUCACGACCAUGCGCGAUGUUGGUAAGCUGGUGGUACAUGCUCUGCUGAAACCAGAAGCCAGCCGCAACAAGGCACUGAGGGUGAAUUCGUUCACCGCGACGAAUUCACAGAUACUGCACGAGUUUGAGAAGCAGACAGGUGGUGAACCUUGGAAGGUUUCGUACAUUAGCUUGGACGACUUGAAGAAAAAGGAACAGGAAGCAUGGGAAGCGGGAGCCCCGUUUGCGACAGCCUUUACGCUGAAGAGGAUUUGGGGUGAGGGAGGCACCUUGUAUGAGAAGCGUGAUAACCAUCUCAUUGAUGCCGAGGACGAUAUGGACUCGCUGGAGACAGCCGUAGCCAACGCUAUCAAGGCGCAGACGGGCCAAAGUAAGGCGUAG
Exophiala spinifera is the source of this 969-nucleotide messenger RNA. RefSeq lists its product as uncharacterized. NCBI's taxonomy places the organism in Eukaryota, Fungi, Ascomycota, Eurotiomycetes, Chaetothyriales, Herpotrichiellaceae. Gene Ontology annotation, molecular function: oxidoreductase activity. The record is from RefSeq and is a predicted model, not a curated record. Bases 1 to 969 code for a protein of 322 amino acids. The transcript is spliced from 3 exons.